CGGAACCUGGUGCAGCUUUGCGUGGCUGCAGGCGAGGUGGUGUCUUCGGACCUGGUGAGACCGAAGCGCUGCUCGGUGGGUUCUCGGCUAGGUCGUCUCCUGUCCCUCCCGGCCCCGCCAUGGCGACGUACACCUGCAUCACCUGCCGGGUGGCGUUCCGCGACGCGGAGAUGCAGCGGGCGCACUACAAGACGGACUGGCACCGCUACAACCUGCGGCGCAAGGUGGCCGACAUGGACCCGGUGACCGCCGAAGGCUUCCAGGAGCGGGUGCGAGCUCAGCGGGCGGUGGCGGAGGAGGAGAGCAAGGGCACGGCCACCUACUGCACCGUGUGCAGCAAGAAGUUCGCCACGUUCAAGGCCUACGAGAACCACCUCAAAUCGCGGCGGCACGUGGAGCUGGAGAAGAAGGCGGUGAGGGCGGUGAGCCGGCAAGUGGAGAUGCUCAACCAGAAAAACCUGGAGAAGGGCCUGGGCACCGACAGCGUGGGCAAGGAUGCCAUGAACGCGGCCAUCCAGCAGGCCAUCAAAGCCCAGCCGUCCACGUCCCCCAAGAAAGUGCCCUCCGUGCCCGCGGAAGGGUCCCCGAGGACGGCGGGACGGCGGGGCGCUCAGGAUCGGGACCCCGCGGAGAAGCCUCCCCGGCUGCAGUGGUUCGAGCAGCAGGCGAGGAAGUUAGCGAAGCAGCAGUGGGAGGAGAGUGAGCAGGAGGAAGAGGAUGAGGACGAAGAGGAAGAUUGGGAAGAUAUUGAUUCAGAUGAUGGUUUGGAAUGUGAGAACCCUGGACUGGAUGAAGAGGAUGCAGAAGAUGCAGAAGAUGCAGAAGCUGGGGAGAGCCCGCCCCCGGGUGCCAUCCCAGUAACAGACUGCUUAUUUUGUUCCCACCACUCAAGCUCCCUCAUGAAGAAUGUGGCUCAUAUGACUAAAAUCCACAGUUUCUUUAUUCCUGAUAUAGAAUAUCUUUCAGAUCUGAAAGGACUCAUUAAAUAUUUGGGAGAGAAAGUCGGUGUUGGCAAGAUUUGCUUGUGGUGCAAUGAGAAAGGGAAAUCCUUCUACUCCACAGAAGCAGUGCAGGCACACAUGAAUGACAAGAGCCACUGCAAGCUCUUCACAGAUGGUGACGCGGCUUUGGAGUUCGCAGACUUCUAUGACUUUAGGAGUAGCUACCCAGACUACGAGGAGGGGCAGGACCCUGGUGAGAUUGAGGAGCUGUCCUCAGAAAAGACCUUGGAAUGUGAUGAUGAAACCAUGGAGCUGAUACUUCCUUCUGGUGCCAGAGUGGGUCAUCGCUCCUUAAUGAGAUACUACAAACAACGAUUUGGCUUGCCAAGAGCUGUGACAGUUGCUAGAAACCAGAAGGCUGUGGGCAGGGUACUCCAGCAAUACCGAGCCCUGGGCUGGACAGGCAGCACAGGAGCAGCUCUCAUGCGUGAGCGGGACAUGCAGUAUGUUCAAAGGAUGAAGUCGAAGUGGAUGCUGAAGACGGGGAUGAAGAACAAUGCUACUAAGCAGAUGCACUUCAGGGCUCAAGUGCGGUUCUGAGAGGCUGAGACCAGAGAUGCAUCUCUGACUGCACUUUCCUUCUUGUUCGAGGACCAGUGAAGCCAGAUUGUGGAAUUGAUCUUUUGCUGCUACUUCAUUUGUUCUGAUCUAAUAAAGUCAGAAUCAUGU
This is a messenger RNA of Microtus ochrogaster (prairie vole), 1670 nucleotides long. RefSeq names its product zinc finger protein 622 (gene Znf622). Gene Ontology annotation, biological process: ribosomal large subunit biogenesis. Lineage: Eukaryota; Metazoa; Chordata; Mammalia; Rodentia; Cricetidae. Gene Ontology annotation, cellular component: preribosome, large subunit precursor. Gene Ontology annotation, molecular function: zinc ion binding; nucleic acid binding. The record is from RefSeq and is a predicted model, not a curated record.